Molecule: messenger RNA, 1428 nt
Organism: Penicillium pulvis
Lineage: Eukaryota; Fungi; Ascomycota; Eurotiomycetes; Eurotiales; Aspergillaceae
Product: splicing factor ESS-2 family protein
Exons: 1
Coding region: 1-1428 (475 amino acids)
Cellular component (GO): catalytic step 2 spliceosome
Source: RefSeq, a predicted model, not a curated record
AUGGCCUCUCCGUCGUCGCAGUCGCAGGCCUUGGCCAAGAGGCCAGAUGGUCAGCUCAUGCCACCUCCGCCACCUCCAAAUCGCAUCAAACGCCCCGCGACCGUCCUCGACGAAGAUGUCUACACUACUGCCCUCUCCCACAUUAUUGCCCGCGACUUCUUCCCUGGUCUGCUUGAGACCCGAUCAAAACAGGAAUACCUCGAUGCGUUGGAAUCAAAAGAUGCAGACUGGAUCAAGAGUUCCAAGCAGAAGCUUGCGGAUGUCAUGCGCACUCCGACCCCGGGUUUAAAUGCGCGACGAAAGACCGACGCCGCAUCCGUGGCGGGCACUCCGCAACAUAUACCAGGUCGAUCAGAUGAGACCCCUCGGGGAUGGAAAGGCGAUACACCCAUGUCUGUUGUAUCUACUUCGACUACAGCAACAACGGCAACAGCCAACGAUCAGAAACUUGCCGAUGCAGCCAACAUGGGACUUCUUGCCUUCCAGGCGAAAUACACCAGCGAGGAUAACGAGUCAUUCAACAAAGUCCUGGACAAACAGAACAUCAAGCGCCGUGAAAAAAAUGGCUGGCUUUGGAAUGACAAUAAGAUCCCAUCCGCGCGGCAGAUUGCUCAUCAUAAUCACGAAGUGAAGCGCAUCACAGCCCAGGGUGGAAACCCGGAAACCAGUCUGAUCAAGGCAAAUGAAGGUCCUGCUAUCAAGACAGACCUCGAUGCUCGCCCAGCAAGGCCUGAUCACUGGAAAUCCCGCCCGGAUAACUCGCUCAUGUUCCUUCCCUCAUCGGUCGAGGAUACCCAUGAAACACUUCAGCAGAAGGCCGAGAACGCGUCCCGCGCAGGGCCCAAGCGGACUUUAUACCAAAAUACAAGACUUCUUGAUGCCGACGCAGCAAUGGCCGCCGAUGCUACAAACAAAGUUCCAGCCUCGCCUUCUAUCUCGGCUAUUCAAGAGGCUAUCGCGGGCCGCCCGCGUCUUAGCGAGUCUGAAGCUUCUUCUGUUCCGGGAGGAGAAACCCCACGAGUCAACGGAUAUGCUUUCGUCGACGAAGAUGAACCUGAAUAUGAACCACAACCAGCCGGGUCUCUCGAAGCUGACUGGCGUCUCCUCGGCGCGAGCGAUGCAACACCAAACCCCUUUCAACUACGCGAAACCGGUAGACGUGAGGCUCUACACCACCGCAUGGUGGAUCGUGUCGCACGUAACAAGCGCGCUGAAAGGGCCACUCGUGUGACCAAAACACCUGUUAAUAAUACGCCCCGAUUUGCAAGCAGUCCGCGCAUUGAUGGACUAACUCCGAGACCUGGCUCGGGGAAAAUGUUGACUUCUGCAGCACAGAAUUUGUUGUCGCGAGUUGGCAGUACGCCACGGGCCUCUGGGGGAGCAUCUGGGUUGAAGAAUAUGUGGACUCCCACUCCACGGCGCAAGUGA